AUGGUCGCCAGAGUUCAGCCUGAUCGGAAACAGUUGCCUCUGGUCCUACUGAGAUUGCUCUGCCUUCUUCCCACAGGACUGCCCGUCCGCAGCGUGGAUUUUAACCGAGGCACCGACAACAUCACCGUGAGGCAGGGGGACACGGCCAUCCUCAGGUGCGUUGUAGAAGAUAAGAACUCAAAGGUGGCCUGGUUGAACCGUUCUGGCAUCAUUUUUGCUGGGCAUGACAAGUGGUCUCUGGACCCUCGGGUUGAGCUGGAGAAACGCCAUUCUCUGGAGUACAGCCUGCGAAUCCAGAAGGUGGAUGUCUAUGAUGAGGGUUCCUACACUUGCUCGGUGCAGACACAGCAUGAGCCGAAGACCUCCCAAGUUUACUUGAUUGUGCAAGUUCCACCAAAGAUCUCCAACAUCUCUUCGGAUGUCACUGUGAAUGAGGGCAGCAAUGUCACCCUGGUCUGCAUGGCCAAUGGCCGUCCUGAACCUGUGAUCACCUGGAGACACCUUACACCAACUGGAAGAGAAUUUGAAGGAGAAGAAGAAUAUCUGGAGAUCCUCGGCAUCACCAGGGAGCAGUCAGGCAAAUAUGAGUGCAAAGCAGCCAAUGAGGUCUCCUCGGCGGAUGUCAAACAAGUCAAGGUCACUGUGAACUAUCCUCCCACUAUCACGGAAUCCAAGAGCAACGAAGCCACCACCGGCCGAAAAGCUUCCCUCAAAUGCGAAGCCUCGGCAGUGCCUGCGCCUGACUUUGAGUGGUACCGAGAUGACACCAGGAUAAAUAGUGCCAAUGGCCUUGAGAUUAAGAGCACGGAGGGCCAGUCUUCCCUGACAGUGACCAAUGUCACUGAGGAGCACUAUGGCAACUAUACAUGCGUGGCUGCCAACAAUCUGGGGAUGACCAACGCCAGCCUCGUCCUUUUCAAGCGUGUUUCACCCACAAUCCCCCACCCCCUUCAAGAAAUUGGCACCACCGUGCACUUCAAGCAAAAAGGACCUGGGUCGGUGAGAGGAAUAAAUGGAUCCAUCAGUCUGGCCGUACCACUGUGGCUGCUGGCAGCAUCUCUGCUCUGCCUUCUCAGCAAAUGUUAA
Molecule: messenger RNA, 1086 nt
Organism: Budorcas taxicolor (takin)
Lineage: Eukaryota; Metazoa; Chordata; Mammalia; Artiodactyla; Bovidae
Gene: LSAMP
Product: limbic system associated membrane protein
Exons: 9
Coding region: 1-1086 (361 amino acids)
Cellular component (GO): neuron projection
Source: RefSeq, a predicted model, not a curated record